UGCAGCACCCAUCCCUGAGAGGCUGCAGGGCUGAGUCCAGCCACCCCAGAGCCAGGUCCUGCCCCUGCCCCUGCCCUGGGCUCCGUGGCAUCAUGAUGAUUCCAAAUGGGAGCAGCAAAGCACCCACGGAUGGGAAUUUCCAGCUGGCUUGGUGCACGUACCCAUGGCACCCCAAGCCUGCCUCCGAGUGCCUCCAUCCCUCUUUAAACAGAAACCAAAGUCUUUAAACUGCUAAUGCAUUUUUUUUGCAAACCCUUUCCCUGGCUGUGUUCCUUCCCCUGAGCCUCCUGAGAGCAUUUUGCCUGAGGAAUGAGGGCAGGAUUUGGCCCGGCGCUUGCCCCAUGGCCGCGCGGUGCGAGAAGGCGUUCAGACGUCGUUAUGAAUUAGCUUCCCUCCUACAGCGCUGCUCAGCUGCAACAUAAAAUGUGAUACUGCUUUAUCCAUUCAGCACUUACCCAACUUUAGCAGGACAUUAAGAGCCUGAAAAUACGCCACAGAUUUAUUUUCCUUGGAAGCGAGUUAAAUCCCUGACAGAUACAGUUGCUUUUCCUCGGGUGCUGAAGUAAUUUGGGGCUGGGGUGGCUGCUUUUUGUUUUAACCUCAUAGCGUGAGCUGGAGGCCAGCUUUGUGAAAGCACUUGUAGAGUAGGUGGUCAGGGGACAAUUUCUGUCUUAAUUUAUGUCGAUUCUCCUGUUUGCAGCCUGACGAGUGCAGCACUGAAGGGCUGCUGAGCGGUGUUGGUGUUAGUGCCGCGGUGUGCAUAGCUGCGAGCAGGUGUGUGCAGGCAGGCUGUUAAUGGAGAAGAGGGCGGAUGACAGCCGGGACUGUGGUCAUCACAGGUGGAAUAUUAGCAACUGUCAUUUUACUUUGUAUCAUCGCCGUCCUCUGCUACUGUAGGCUCCAGUAUUACUGCUGCAAGAAGGAUGAGUCCGAGGAGGACGAGGAGGAGCCCGACUUCGCCGUGCACUCCCACAUCCCGCCGCUCCACUGCAACCGCAACGUAGUGCUGACCAACGGCCCAUCCCUCUACGCCUCGUCACCCUUCGGCAAGAAACCGGCACAGAGCCGCCCCAGCUGCCCCAGCUGCACCCCAUACGAGCCCCCCACCUUCUUCCUGCAGGAGCCCCCCGAGGAGCUGCACAACGGCGGGGAUCGGGUGAGCUACAAUACGGUGAGCCAAGAAGAUCUCGACCUGCCGGUGAGCGUGUCCAACCUGCAGGCACUCAACCCCAACCGGCUCUCGGCCAUGCGGGAAGCCUUCUCCCGCAGCCGCAGCAUAAGCACCGAUGUCUGAGGCGCUGGCUGCCUGCGCAGCCCAGAGCGUCGCAUCGCACCUCACGGCUGCCUUUGGGGCUUUUAACAGCAGGGAGAACUUCCUGAAAUGGGUGGAAGUGUUUUGAAAAAGAAAGAAGAAACGUUGAAUGUAUUUCUGCGUACUCUGUUGGCAGAGGCGUGCUAAAUGGCAAUACAAAGGGGUAACAAAAAACAACCAAAAGGGGUGCGAGGGAGGGGCUGGUUGCAGCCGGGACACGAGGUUUUCUAGUGCUGAGUUGCGUUUUUUCUUUUUGUUCUUUUAUAAAGAGGAUUUUUGAUAUUGCACAUCCUUUUAUACAGAAUAAACACCCCCCUCUCCUUGACUUUUGUCAGGAGCGCCGAGGGAUGACAGGCAAGUAAUGGGGCACGGUGUUGGCUGCAGAAUGGCUCGUGUGGCAAGUCCGUGGGUGCCUGUCACCCCGCGGUGGGGAGAUGUUGCAUCCAGCUGCUCCUGGCCCUAGAGCACCCGCAUCCACACCCCAGGGGUCCCUUAGCAAAGCAGAGCUGCUCUUGCCCACCCUUCUGCACCGCUCCAUGCUGCAGCCAUGUGUGUGCGCACAGUCCUGCCCUAUUCCCAGGCCGUCUCACUCCUCAGGUUGGUCAUUUAUUCCCGGGUGAUGAAUACAAUCCCCUCAGGUUAGGGUGGCUGGUGGGUGCGCAGGCUGUCUGUGGAGCCCCUGGAGCAGCUGCGCAGACACCCCCGAUGGAGCUGGGCAAGGACGGGGUUGCAAACCUGUUGCAUUAGCCGGCUACGGAAAUACCGCACAGUGAAAGUGUGGAUAGAGGAAUACACCUGUAGAUGCCCCCUCCGAAUAAUCAGCAUCCCUGCUCCAAAUAACGCCAUACGUAACUUCUGAUUGAGGGCUGGGUGAGCAAGAGUGACCGUGUACGUGCCCUCUGCAUGCACAUUUCUACAUGCCUUUGUGUCAUGACGCUUUCUCCCCAUCCAGGAAUGUGGCAAAGCCCCAUCUACAUUUUUAUGUUUCUCCAAAGCGUUUCCCAGAGCCCGACAGCCUGGCCGGGGCUGUGGUACCAGCUCUGCCCCAGCUCCACCGGCCACACGGGAUGCAGCCAGGGCUGUGCUGGUGGGGCAGCGGGUGCAGAACCCUCUGCGCUAAACAUGCUGCAAAGGAGCCAUCUGGUUGUAUCACUGCUUUGUGGAGAGGAAUCACCCAUGGCAGUGGUGCCUGAAUAAGGACUCCUGUGCUCUGGUUUCUCUUGCCUGUCUCCGUUACUCUCCUCCAAUCUCACAACACCCCAGUUCAGCCGACAAAAUGCCCUCUUUCUCCUGGAUUGUGCAUUAUUCAGAUUAAAAGCAUCGUGCUGGGCUUGGGGACUGGCUGCAAAGAGACUCAAAUGGCCUCAGCGCUGCGCUCUGGGUCAGCUUUCCUUUUUAAAGAUGCGAUGGGAAGAAAAAGCCAUUGCUUCAACCCCUAUCGUCUCACAGACACUGUUUGCAGCCCAGCUGGGUAUUUUACUUUUAAGGGUGAGGGCUUUUAAUUCCACAGGAAAUCUUUUGAAGUACAAGUCAGUCUUUGUAAAUGAGUAUCUUUGACUUUCUUGGGGGGUUGGGUGGGGUGCUCUUCGGGGCAGGGUGGGGGGCUUUGGUUUCGUACAUGUUUAAUAUUCUGAGCUUGGUCCCUGCGGUGCUGUAUCCCAGGAGCAUGAUGCCUCUGCUCCAGGAGGAUGGCAGCACUGCGGCCACACUCCUGUGUACAGUUCUCACCGGGGUUUGUUUCCACGCAUCAGGCUCUCCUCUUUGCUUUUCUCAUGACCGUACUUCUCUUGCCAGCCUUCCUUUCUUUUCUUUUUCCUUUCCCUUGUAGCUUGGAAAUGAAGCAAACAGUUGGCUUUCACUAACCUUCACCUGGUGAUCUGUUGUACAGGACUUUGGGAAUCACAGAUUUAGGGGGGAGGGAGGGGAAAAUAAAAGCAAAAAAAAAGAAAUAAACUACUUUGACAUGG
Molecule: messenger RNA, 3279 nt
Organism: Cuculus canorus (common cuckoo)
Lineage: Eukaryota; Metazoa; Chordata; Aves; Cuculiformes; Cuculidae
Gene: FAM163B
Product: family with sequence similarity 163 member B
Exons: 3
Coding region: 812-1294 (160 amino acids)
Source: RefSeq, a predicted model, not a curated record